Messenger RNA from Triticum dicoccoides, 7477 nucleotides. RefSeq lists its product as uncharacterized. The transcript has 16 exons. The coding region runs from base 158 to 7234 and encodes 2358 amino acids. Gene Ontology annotation, biological process: protein phosphorylation. The record is from RefSeq and is a predicted model, not a curated record. NCBI's taxonomy places the organism in Eukaryota, Viridiplantae, Streptophyta, Magnoliopsida, Poales, Poaceae. Gene Ontology annotation, molecular function: ATP binding; ADP binding; protein kinase activity.
CUCCCCUUCUCUCUCUCCUCGGCCAGCCAUCAAUAAGCAGAAGCACGCCGUCUAGUUGCUUCAUUUGCUCACUUCGCCGUGCCCUGCAGCUGUUAUUUCAUCCAUCUUCAGGAUAUGUGACGUCGAAGCUAAACACUUCUGGGAGAUAUAUGAUACCAUGGCGAGCAGGUUACAACAUACGAGUUUGACACCAAGGGAAUUUACCCUCCAAUACCUGGAACAGAUUACAGAUAACUUUUCAGAGGACCACAUAAUUGGUCGGGGUGAGCAUGGGGUAGUUUACAAGGGAGUACUGAACAGUGGGGAAGAGAUUACUCUGAAGAAGUUAUAUCAUACGCCAGAGCUUGACGACACACAGUUCAGGAAUGAGUUAAAUAACCUUGUGAGAGCCCAGCAUCAAAAUAUUGUUGGGUUGGUUGGCUACUGUUGUAAUCUUGGAAAAAAACGGGUUAAGCACGAUGAUGAAUAUACUUCUGCAGUAGUGGAAGAAAGAUUUCUCUGCUUCGAAUACUUACAGGGCGGAAGCCUGGACAAGUAUAUUCUUGACGAGUCGUGCGCACUUGAUUGGCCCACAUGUUUCAAAAUCAUUAAGGGGAUAUGUGAAGGUUUGAAUUACCUUCAUAAUGGAACCGAAGAUCGUAUUCUCCAUCUGAAUCUAAAACCUAGCAACAUAUUGCUGGACAAGAACAUGAUGCCCAAAAUAGGAGAUUUUGGUUUAUCAAGACUCUUCCCUUCAGCACAGUCCUAUGUAACAGCCCAAGCAAUAGAACGAACAUGGAAGCCACUAGAAUAUAUCGACAAAGGACAAACUACAUCGAAAUUUGACAUAUUCAGUUUGGGUCUUAUAAUAAUACAACUGAUGUCAAGGUUCAUUGGCUAUUCUCAUCGUCCAGACAUGCCUUCUCAAGAAUUUUUUGAUCUCGUUCGUCUAAACUGGGAGAAACAGCUGGCGGCAAUGACACCGUGUGAUACGUCAUGGCAAGUUAGGGCAUGCAUAGAAAUAGCGUUAAGAUGUUUGGAGGAUGACCAAAUGAAAAGACCUGCUAUAGCGGAUAUUGUCAACGAGCUGAAUGAAAUUAACAGUAUCGAAAGUUGCGAGGCAGAGAUGGAGGACCGGUGCUCAGAAUGGCUUCAGGCAGCGAUGGAGCUUCCAGUUUCUGCUUCGCUUGGCCCCAUAGGACCCCUGUUCCAGAAACUCCAUUCAUUUAAGGCUACCAAAGAAAGUCUGCCAGUGGGCAUUAAUGAAGGUGAUAUCCAGAGUCUCAAGAAAGAGCUCGAGAAAUUAUGCAUCUCCCUCAUGGAUCUGUUAGAAGCCAAUGACACUAGCUUCACGGCCAAGUACUGGAUGAAGGAGGUGCGCGAAGUUUGUUACGAUACAGAGAAUUACUUUGACAAGCUUAUAAUGCAGUCCAAUAAUGGCAGUAGUGUGCGUUGGAUUUGCAAACUGCUGAAAAGACGGCCUCAGAUUGCAAUUGAUUUCUCAACAUUAGUGGCUCGUGUGGCGGAUGCUCGUGAAAGACGUGGACGAUUCCUCGAAUGGAAUAUUGACAAAGAAAAUGUCGAGCAUCAAUGUGGACAAGCCAGUGCCACUCCAGAUAUUGCAAGUUCAUCCACAUUGUCUAUCAAAUCGCCAGUGCCGGUUGCCGGUUUCAGGAGGUCCGAGCUGACCCUCAAACUGUCUGUGCCAGCUGCUGAAUACAUGGACGAUCUCCUCAACCUCCUGGCGUUCGAUGACCAGAAACAGAAACAACUCAAGGUAGUAUCUAUAUUUGGGUUUGCAGGUGCUGGAAAGACUACAGUUGCCAGGACUUUAUAUCGUAAGUUUGGAGGAAAAUUCCACUGUCGGGCUUUUAUACGGAUGUCUCGCCAGCCGGAUAUAAGGAGGCUUCUCACCAGCAUGCUCUCCCAAAUCAAGGCACCUCCGGCCCACGCCUUUGCUGAUGUGCAAGUGCUGGUUGCCAGUAUAAGGAAACAUCUAGAACACAAAAGGUACUUCGUUAUAAUAGAUGAGUUAUGGACUCCAUCAGUAUGGAAUACUGUUAGGCGUGCUUUUCCUGAUGGCAACUGUUGCAGCAGAGUAAUCAUCACAACACAAAUUGAGGAUGCAGCAUUGGCUUGCUGUAGCUAUCAGUCAAAGUACAUAUUUAAGAUGAGAUCAGUUACUGAUUAUCAAUCACGAGAAUUAUUUUCCACUGGAGUUUCUGACUCAGGGUGUGGUUCUCCUCAAGAUUUCGAAGAACUUUCAUAUGGGGUUAUCACCACAUCCGGUGGCUUACCAUUAGCAACUGUGAACAUUGGCAGCAUAAGUGAACCAAACCUCAUAAUGGAGCAAUGGGAGCAGAUAAAAUAUUCUUUGGACUCUACUUUAAGUGCAAACCCUACUUGUGAUGUAAUGGAAGAAGUUCUAAACCUUAUUUACAAUAGUCUUCCACGUCACUUGAAGACAUGCUUGCUCUAUUUUAAUGUGUAUCCAGAGGGAUACACGGUCUGGAAGGAUGUUCUCGUGGGACAGUGGAUAUCAGAAGAUUUUAUUCGGGUCACUUGCAAAAAAGAAGGUUUCAUUGGUGCAGUAAAACAGCAAGAUACAGAGGAAGAUGAAGUAGAAGAAAAAGUCAGAGUUGCUCAGGGUUAUUUUGCUGAGCUUGCUGGUAGAGGAAUGAUCCAAGCUGUAGACACCGAUGAUAAAGGCGAAGUAUUGUCAUGUACAGUCCACCACAUGGUACUGGAUCUUAUUAGGUGCAAGUCCAUGGAGGAGAACUUCAUCACUACUGUGGACAAGUUUCCAUCAACUCUAGUCCUUGCUGACAUGGUUCGUCGACUGUCCGUCCAAUUUGGAGAUGCAAAAGUUGCAAAUAUACCGGAAAACUUGGUUUCUUCCCAUGUUCGAUCACUUCUGUAUUUUGGAUCUUUUGAAUGCGCACCUUCUACUGGGGAUUAUGGCUUUCUUCGAGUUCUGAAUCUUCACAUCUGGGCGGAUCAAGACAAGACUUUCGACCUCACUACAAUAUCUGAACUGUUCCGGUUGAAAUAUUUAAAGGUUGAAAGUAAUAUAACCGUCAGCCUUCCAGCCAAGGUUCAGAUGCUUCAAAACAUGGAAACACUACAAGUGGAUGCUCCACUAUCUGUUGUUCCAUCAGAUAUUUUUGCUCUGAAGAGUCUACUGCACCUCUGCCUUCCAAGCCAGGUUAAUCUGCCUGAUGGGAUUGUACACAUGACAUCACUUCGCAGUCUGGGGGAUUUUAGCCUAUGUUCUAACUCAGCAGAAAAUGUGCUGGGGCUUGGCAAGCUGAUAAAGUUGUGGGAUCUUCGAGUGACAUGUUCUGCAGUAAAGCCUGACGGUCUGGUUGGAAACAUGAAGCAUUUCAGCUCAAUUCUUGGGGAGUUCAAGGAACUCAAAUCUUUAAUUAUGGACUCUGGCACUUCAAAGUUUAGCAUUUCCUGUGACUCCUUGAGCAAUGCAUCCUGUGCUCCGGCACUUCUUGAAAGAUUUGAGUUCCCGCGGGCUUGCAUCUUUCCAAGCCUCCCCAAGUGGUUCGGAUAUCUCCAGAAACUCUGCAUUUUGAAGGUAGCAGUUAGGGAGACAUCCACGGAAAAUAUGGAUAUCCUUAAAGGACUGCAUGCCCUCACUACUCUCUCAAUCUGUGUAUUUGUUGCCCCUAAAGAAAGAAUCGUCUUUGGCAAGGAGGGGUUCGCACUUCUCAGGACUUUCAAAUUCACGUCUGCUGCACUAUCCUUGGCCUUCGCUGUAGGAGCAAUGCCAAAAGUAGAAACGCUUAAGCUAAGGUUCGAUGCUAACAAAUCUGAGCAACAUGACCUGCGACACGCCGGCAUCGACAACUUGUUAGGCCUUAAAGAGAUAUCUGCGAAUAUUGGGAUCAGUGGUGAUGGUGAAAUGGAGAGCGAAGCUGCCCUAUUGAUCGACAUCUUCAGAACACAUCGAAGUAGCCCUGUCUUCAACGUUCAAUCGGUGGAUAGGACUUUUGAUGAAAAGAUCACUGUCGGAUAUGAGGAAGAACAACAGACUACAGAAACGCAAGAUGAGUGUGUGAACACCAUGUCAUUGGAUAGCCGGUCUGUUGUGACACCAGACACCUCUUCGCCUAUGCAAAUUUUAGAGGAGGAUGAAGAUAAAGCGACACAUACAGAGUCUGCACUGGAGUCUACACAUACAGAAGAUCGCCUUAUUACUUCUGGCAUCUUAAAGGAAGGCUUCCAUGAGCAACGUGGAAUUCAAGAAAAGGAUCCACGGGGAGAUGAUAACACAGAAGCUCAUAGCUGGACUUCUCCGCCGCCGAGUUCCAUUAUUGCGCAUCCACAGGAUCCAGGGGAAGAUGAAGACAAAGUGACACAUACAGAGUCUGCAAUGGAAGAUACAUUUAGCAAGCUUCCAAAAGAUCACCUUAUUACUUCUGACAUCUCGGAGGAAGGCUUCAAUGACCAGCGUGGAAUUCAAGAAAAGGGCCCACGUGAAGAUGAUAACACAGAAGCUCAGAGCUGGACUUCUCCGCCGCCGGGUUCCGUUAUUGCUCAUCCGCAAGAUCCAGAAUUCGAGCACAUUUCCACGGAGGAAAAAGAAUCCAAGAAAGAUGAGAUCAGUCUAGGUAUAACCAUGGAGGAUGCUACGGCACUCCCAUCUCCACACGGGCCGACACAGACAAACCAAAUGGGGACGUCCAACAAGGAUUCAGACUCGAAGUUGUACGAGCUGAAUGAGCAACUUCUGCUGCUGGCCUCUCUGGUGACGACGGUGACGUAUCUCUCCGGGCUCAACCUGCUGGGGGGAAACUGGCAACAGAUGGAGGACGGGCACGUCGCCGGCAACCCGAUCCUCCGGUACACCGACAUCAGUAGGUAUCGCAUUUUAUACUCCUUUAAUGCCACGGCGUUCGCCUCGUCAGUCAUGGUCUGCCUCAUCCUCGUGAUGCUCCGGAGGAACAGAAAGGUCUGGACAAUGGUGCUGCCGGUGGUCAUGGUGGUCGACCUGCUCUCCGUCAUUGGUUCCUUCGCCGCCGGGACCUGCCGUGACGCCUUCACCACCAUCUUUGCCUCUGGGCUCGCCUUCGCAGUUUUGGCCUACAUUGCGUAUGCUUUCAUACCUUGCUACGUCAGGAGUUGGAACAGGGGCCGCGACAACACCCCCAUCCCCAUAAACACAAACAAGGGUUACAAAGAAAAGAAGAAGGUAGAGGUGUUGAUACUGCUGGCGACCUUCACCUUCACCAUCUCAUAUGCCACCGGGCUGAACCCGCCUGGUGGCUUCUGGAGCAGCACCCAGCAUGAGAAGGAGGAUGGCCGCCUUCUUCACCUCGCCGGCAACCCCAUCAUGGAGGACACCAGGCGCCGGAGGUACCGGGCCUUCUUUGUAUGCAACACCGUGGUGCUCCUCGCCUCCUUGCUCGUCAUCCUGCUGCUCCUGGCCAACAAGGUGAGCAGGAUCAUCUCAGCGCGGGUUGUCAGGAUCUACGGAUUCAUAGCGGUCGCCCUCCUGGGUCUCAUGGGGGCCUAUGCUACUGGGAGCUCCAGGGAGACGGAGAAUACCGUAAUGGUCAUCGUCUCCCUGUCCACCGUGAUUCCUGCCUGGGUGGGCCUGCAGCUGGCUCUUAAUUAUGUCUUUCAUUGGAAACCAAUCAGGAAUGUGCGUGACAAUUUCUCCCAAUGGUCAAAGAAAUCAAGUCCCGCAGGUGACAGCGCAGUUGCGAGCACAGUCUUCAAAAAUAAUUGCUAUUUGGCUAUGGUACUUGCUGGUUUUGCGGUAUGCAUCACUUACCAAGCAGGAAUGGAUCCACCGGGUGGCCUCUGGCAAGACAACCUGGAUGGGCAUGAGAUUGGGCGUCCUGUGCUACAGACUACACAUCAUGCACGCUACCAGGUUUUCUUCUACAGCAACUCCGCAGCUUUCGUGACAUCUCUGGUACUGGUCAUGAUGGUACAGAGCAAGUUCCUGCUCACGCUCCACACUUUGGAGGGAUGCAUGGUGCUGGACCUGAUCUGCCUCGUCACCGCCUAUGCCGCAGGGAGCACCAGAGAUGCAAAAAGGUCCAUCUAUGUUGUCAUCGUGAUUGGCCUUAUCCUCAUCUACAUCGCCGUCCAUGUUUGUGCGGUAGGCCUGAAGGAGAACGUGGUUGCUGAACCUGUUCCUGUUCCUGCUGCUACUACAUCUGCUCCUGCUUUUGCAAGGCGAGUAGCUGGGGAACGAAGCAGCAACCAGCAGCUGGAUGACAAUGGUCAAGUGCUGCGUCUAAUCGCCAUCUUAGCCGCGGCACUUACGUACCAAGCCGGGCUGUCCCCGCCUGGCGGCUUCUGGCCGGCGGAUGACGAGCAGCUUGGCCACCGCGCGGGCUACCCCGUCCUGCUCGACAACUACCCGCGCCGCUACAGUGCCUUUUUCUACUGCAACGCCGUCAGCUUCAUGGCGUCGGUGGCUGUCAUUCUACUCCUCGUGAACCAAAAGCUGUACAGGCGAGUGAUACGGGGCUACCGGCUCCACGCGUGCAUGGCGUUGGGCAUGUACGCUCUCAUGGGUGCCUAUGCUUCCGGGAGCUCCCGCCAUCUCAAGACUAGCAUCUACAUGCUGACCAUGGUGAUGGCGGUGGUACUACUGCCGGUAUGUAUCUUCUCAUACAACCGCUUCGUCAGGUACAGGAUCAAGCAUCAAGUUGAGCCUACAACAAGACCACGACGACGACGAGAGAGGGCUGAGAAAGACGAGCAGCUUGAGUACCUGAUGCUGCUAGGGGUCCUAGCUGCAAGUGUGACGUACCAGAGUGGCCUGCGACCGCCAGGUGGCGUGUGGCAAGAGGACAGCGCCGCCUAUUCCGCCGGCGACCCGAUGCUAUUCGACAUCAACAGGCGCCGGUACGACAUCUUCUUCUACAGCAACUCCGCUUCGUUCAUUGCUUCCGUCGUCGCCAUCGUCAUGCUGCUCCCGUUGACGCUUAGCAACCUAGAGCGGCUACGGCACUGCCUGCCGUUCCACACCGGUGACCCCAAGUGGGCGCUCUGGCCGGUCCACGCUGCCCUUUUGCUGGACAUGCUCGGCCUCCUGGUGGCCUACGUGGCAGGAAGUACCAGGAAUUGGGAGUCGUCCAGGAAUGUGACAUUCCUUUUCGUCCCCCUGCUCGUCUACAUUUCGGCCUACCCACUAGUAGUGGCGAUAUUCAUUCGUAACAAACACCGCAGAUCCCCCCAGCAGUCAAGGAUGCAAGCAGUAGAACAAAUGCGGCCAGAAGUUUAGUAUUCAAUCCUGUUUCUCCCUCUUAGAUACCCUGUAUUGUAUUGUUUUAUUUGCACGUACAUGCAUGGAGCUGUUGUGUUCUUGUGGUCGUGCAUCCGUCACCGCAAUCUCUUUCCUAGGUCAGUAUUGUUUAAGCUGGCAAACUCAAAUGUUAAUGGACAUUUUUCUACAUGCAUUUCUUCUUCUUUUUUGCGGGGAUAUUUUGUAUGCCUUUCAACAAAUCAUUUGGAGAAAAAAAUAUCU